Cylicocyclus nassatus is the source of this 791-nucleotide messenger RNA. The record is from the annotation of a GenBank genome assembly. Lineage: Eukaryota; Metazoa; Nematoda; Chromadorea; Rhabditida; Strongylidae.
AUGUCAGAUCCUGAUGACGAUAUCCCGCGACUGCCGGCCGAUACAUUAGCCAUUUUGCAACAGUUUCAAGAGGAGCAGCGAAAAAUUGCUGAAGGCGUUGUCGAUGUUGUCACGGAAGAUUGGCAGCUAAGUCAGUUUUGGUAUGCCCCGGAAACAGCCCGGCAGCUUUGUCGCGAACUUGUUGAUGCCACUGGAGGAAAUGGUCAUAUUGCAUGUAUAUCCUGCCCUACUUUGAUGCAGUACUUUCCUGAAAUUGAUGACUAUGAAAAGGGUAAAGUUGCAAUCAGAUUGCUUGAAUAUGAUCAUCGUUUCGAGAAGAAAUUCCCUCUGGAAUAUGUACCAUGUGACUACAGACAUCCUUUGGCUAUCCCCGAGGAAUUGAAAGGUGUCUUCGACGUUGUUAUUGCCGAUCCCCCUUUUCUUGCUGAUGAGUGCUUGGUGAAAACUGCGCAGACCGUGCGUUUGCUUGCGAAACCAAAUGCGAAAAUUCUUCUGUGCACUGGAGCUAUCAUGGAAGAGAUGGCGGACCGUUUGCUUGGGCUUCAUCGAUUGAAAUUUGAACCUCAGCAUGCUAAUAACCUUUCCAAUGAAUUUUCUUGUUUUGCUAACUACGAUACGAAAUACUUAUGAUCUUUGCGAGAUACUGCCGCAUUAGUUUUGCACUAUCUACAGCGAUGUGUAUAUACCCGGUUUUCUGCUCAGGUAACGUUCAAAGCCUUCACAGAGGUCAUGAAAUUUCUUUGCAAAAGUUGUUAUAUUUUGUUGAUUUUGUCCAAUAAAAGAAUUUUCAA